AUGGAAAUCGAUGUGUUGGGCAAAGCUUUGAACUUCAGAAAUUUCAAGUCUCUCAAGGCUAAAACAGUCCUUCAGAGCAAUACGCUCUUAAUGCUUGCCAAAUAUAUGGUCAAAGGAAGAAAUUCCAACAAGGUGGAGCAAGAAGGCGAAUUGGGAUCACCGCAAGAGGGCCCAAGCUCAAAAAAAGACCAGGCAGAACAGCUGCGGGACGCUGCCAAACGCCAGGAACGGUCAAAAGCCUCUGCUGGAAAGAAGAGAUCAACAGGUUCCGCAGGGCACCCCAACGAUGAGGAUGAUCUGAAUGACCCGGGUAAAGAUGGUGAUCCAUCUCGGAAACGCAGCAAGAAGCGUGCCAAUGAAAGUGGUUUGAAAUUUGCAUGCCCGUUCUUUAAACACGACCCCGAACGAUACAAAACUACGCGCUCCUGCAUGGGGCCGGGGUGGACAAAUAGAACACAUCUUCAGGUCACACUGCGAACCGCCAUAUAA
Fusarium musae is the source of this 489-nucleotide messenger RNA. RefSeq lists its product as uncharacterized. The transcript is spliced from 2 exons. The coding region runs from base 1 to 489 and encodes 162 amino acids. The record is from RefSeq and is a predicted model, not a curated record. NCBI's taxonomy places the organism in Eukaryota, Fungi, Ascomycota, Sordariomycetes, Hypocreales, Nectriaceae.